AUGGCCCAUCCACCGCAGCCUACCCCGAAGUUGAGAGAUGCCUGGGCGCGCGUUCUCGAAAACAGCGCAGCCGUAGACGCAGAGGGGGAUAGCAUGGCCGGCGCCCUCCGAGCGCGCAUGACCAGCUUUGAGUAUCUGGUCCGCCGAUACAUGGUGCAGAUCCGCUACGGAUGCGACAACGCCGACUGCACCACGCCCACCUGCUUCAGCUGCGUCAAGCGCGCUACGGACAAGCCCGUCCGCCGCCCGUCCCCUCUUACUGCACGAGCAUUGGCAUAUCAUCUCGCCAGCCAGGACGACCCAGCCAGCGGACUAUGCAAGCCAACACACUCGACCUUCCGCCUCACGAACACCGCCGAGUUCGGCAUCGAAGCCAAGGAUCCCGUGCGCUUCAAGGUCGACUCGCGAUCAUUGUCGCAGAACUUAUUCAACACCCGAGUUUCGCGAACGCUCAGGGUCUCUCACUCUUCGGAAGAACAAAGCGAGAUCAAAGAUGCAGCAGGGAGCACUCCAUUGGAUGAGGUCAGGAAAGACUUGCCGGAAGCUGAGCCGGAGUCCAGGACAGUCGACCCUGUGCCUGCACUUGAAAGCCACUUAGAAAGACUUGCUGUCGGCCCGCCGCCAACGACCAAUGGCGACGCGGCGGUCAAGCAUGAAUCGAAAGCCGCCAAUGGAAGCGCCGUUGUUCAUGCAACCGGAACGCUACCUGAGCCGGGCCGAGAUAGUCUGACCGCAUCUGCAACACAGUCGAUAGAUGGCGAUUCAGACAGUGGAAAAGAGAAUGCACUCUUGACACCGCCCAGUGACAUCACACUAGACGGUAGUCCCUUCGCUGGUUCCGACAAGGCAGUCAAAUCGACACCUCGCGCAGCGCGGAAGCAACGGGACUCAUCGACCAAGCCAUCUACACGCAAAGUCCGGGUCCCCUUAGGAGCCGAUUCGCUUUCAAAGCCACGGUCUCAGUCAAGCAAAACAGUCUUUGCCACAACUCAUUUGACUUGCGCCAUCAUGGAGGAUCUGAAGCGGAUUGCCAUGUCGGAUGGAUCCAUUCCCGACACGCGAACGAGAGAUGCCAUCAUCGAACCGACAAGCUCAUUACUGAAUUCCGGGGCAAAGAAAAGCUGGCGCAUCGUUGACGAGUGCCUCUUCCGGUGCCUCAGCAAUCCACAUAUUCUUCUCAAGUCUUUCCGUGAAAAGACCACAGCAUGGACGCGUCGCCCCACGCCUCUCGCGCAUCUGGAUGCGUGGGAAAUGGAGCACGCGUUCAGGUCUUGGCAGUCCAUUAACGGAUCUCUUAUCUAUGACAGCUUGUGGUAUAGCUUGGAAUGCCUAUUCACGCCGCCCCCUGAGCUCAAGAUCAGAAAAUCGUCAAGGACGAAGAGGCAUGCUCCAGAUGAUAUGCCAAAGGGACGAAACCACGGCCAGUCAGACUAUGUAUCCGAUGAAGAAGCCGCCCACAUCAUCAUGGUCUGCAUACACGCAUUGACUUCUCUCGUGACCAGAGGGAAGCCCAACGCGUGGAAGUUUGUGCGAGGUCUGCGGCCAUUUGGGUGGAUAUCUCCCAACGACACUCCAAAUCUAGCUGAUAACCAAACCACCGUGCCGUAUACGCCAAUGUGGCUCAUGAUCACGGAUCAGCUGGAGUACGAGCCGGCGCUUCGCCUUGCCACUCGCCUGGUCAGAGCUAUAGGUGCUCGGCGAUGCUUCUUCGAGAUGUUGAAAAAGACGUCCACGGAGCCACCCAAAAAGUCCGAGUGGGCAAUGACCAUCGUCUGUAAGCAUUUGGUCGACUGCGAAAGGUACCGGCGUGUGGGGCUAUUCCGAGCCAAAUGGGAUGAGGAAAGAGUGAUGGAUACUUGGUCGAACUGGACGAUUGCCGGUACAUUUGUGGAAUGGUUGAAGACCAUCGUCAUGAAAAACUGGACCGGGCAGCACGAACUCAAACGUUGGGAUGCGACUGGAGCAGCUGCCGAAAUACUUAGCGACCUUUACGACUAUUCGAAUCUCAACAUCCACCGCCACAUGUACGAGCUCGCAUAUUUCAAAUACAAGCUGGAUACGACGGAACUCAUCAACAGCUACCUGGGCCGCAAGAACGAUCCAAACUAUCUCCACAUCCUAUACUUUCCUUUUUUCUUUCCGAGUGGGCUUAUAGUCCAAUACUUCCGCGCUCUCAACUUCUCCGUCAUGUCAAAACACUAUACCACUGCUGGGAACAACUACCACCUUCAGGAUAGGUUCAGCCGGCAUUUCUUAAGUGAUCAGUGGCGGAACUAUCUUGAUCAACACUACGGAACCGCAUCUAAUAGAUAUUUGUCCUUGGAUGUACGACGCAGUCACGUAUUGGAAGACACAUUCGACCAACUAUGGGGGCUGGAGAAACGCCAGCUUCUACUACCACUCAAAGUACGAGUGGGGAAACUGGAGGGCGAGCAGGGUGUUGACCAAGGAGGUGUAGCGCAAGAAUUCUUCCGGGUUGCUCUUGCUGAAGCGUUCAAUCCCGACAACGGCAUGUUCACAGUUGAUCCUGUGACACAUGUUACAUGGUUCCAGCCAUUUUCCUUGGAGCCAUUGUCAAGGUUCGAGCUCAUUGGUCUGCUCUUCUCAAUCGCCAUAUACAACGGGAUCACCCUGCCUGUCACUCUUCCCGGGGCGCUUUACCUAAAGCUCAUCGGCAAGACAGUUCGGCCUCAUCAUAUCAGCGAAGGAUGGCCCGAUCUUGUCAAGAGCUUUCAAUUCCUCCUGAGCUGCGAAGACGACGUUGGUGACAUCCUCAGCCGCGGCUACGAGUUCAGCUUUGAAGCACGUGGUCUCAUCGUCAACAUCAACAUGGAUGCGGUGAAAUCUGAGUUCGAUGUGCCCUCGCCGUACACCAUGCUUGACGACUCCGAGCUCGACGUUACCCCCUCUACCUCGAAUCCAACUCCCAUAGUCAACUGGCCACCAGGCACCGAAGCACCGCUCGUGACGAAUGCCAACCGAGAGAGGUUCGUGUGCGACUACGUUGCUUGGCUUACCGACAAGUCCAUUCGCCCUCAGUAUGAGGCUUUCGCCCGUGGUUUCCACAGGUGCAUCCCGGAAGAUCACCUGCAAUUGCUUCGCCCCUCGCUCCUGCAACACAUUGUCGAAGGAAGCACCGAAAUCGACACGCACGCCCUCGAACGCGUGGCCCGCUACGACGGCGGCUUCGACGCACAACAUCCCUUCGUGCGCACGUUCUGGGAGGUUGUGCACGCGAUGAGCCAGGAACAGAAGCGGAAACUUCUGGAGUUCGUGACGGCGAGCGAUCGCGUGCCCGUAGCUGGAGUCGAAAGCGUGGUCUUCUGGGUGCAAAGGAACGGGCCUGAUGGCGAGGGGCUACCGACCAGCAGUACCUGUUUCGGACGACUGCUCUUGCCGGAGUACGACGGGAAGGAGAAGCUGGAGAAGAAGCUGGCAAUUGCGUUAGAGAAUAGCAGGGGUUUCGGUGCCGCAUGA
Messenger RNA from Diplodia corticola, 3477 nucleotides. Its product is annotated as hect domain-containing protein. Lineage: Eukaryota; Fungi; Ascomycota; Dothideomycetes; Botryosphaeriales; Botryosphaeriaceae. The coding region runs from base 1 to 3477 and encodes 1158 amino acids. Gene Ontology annotation, biological process: protein polyubiquitination. The record is from RefSeq and is a predicted model, not a curated record. The transcript has 3 exons. Gene Ontology annotation, molecular function: ubiquitin protein ligase activity.